Messenger RNA from Cavenderia fasciculata, 2871 nucleotides. RefSeq names its product exocyst complex subunit 6 (gene exoc6). Gene Ontology annotation, biological process: intracellular protein transport; exocytosis; Golgi to plasma membrane transport. Gene Ontology annotation, cellular component: membrane; exocyst. The record is from RefSeq and is a predicted model, not a curated record. Bases 1 to 2871 code for a protein of 956 amino acids. The transcript has 6 exons. Lineage: Eukaryota; Evosea; Eumycetozoa; Acytosteliales; Cavenderiaceae.
AUGUCAUCAAAGAGUGGUACUACAACUGCCACACCUUCUAAAUCAUCAUCAGUAACAUCUACAUCUUCAACAACAACAAACAACAAUGAAAAGAGUAACAAAGAAUUAAAAAAAGAGAAAAAGGAAUUAGAAAAGAUAGAAAAGGCACAAGCAAAGGAACUAAAGAAAGAGAAACGUGUCAAGGAGAAACAGGCAAAGAAAGAUCUCAAAGCAGCAAAGAAACAUAGACGAACAGGCAGCAACCUGUCAUCUGCAGCCGAUGAAGACGACUCUGACACUGACGACGGAUCGUUGACGUCGUCGACCAACAAUGCCGAUGACCUAUCUACUAGUGGGACAGGAGUGACUAUCUCAUUGGAGAGCAACAGAGGUAUCUACUCGACACUAGACCAACAGGAAAAGACAAACAUUAUAUCAGAGCGAGAGAUCUUUAGCUCUGAAUCGUUUCUGAUUGCACUCUCGGAUACCGAUCAUUUGGGACCUGCCAUCAAAUCAGUAUUUGAAAACAACAAGGAACAAGAGGUCAUCCAAACACUAGAGACCUAUAUCGAACAAAAGAAUAGUGAUAUUGAAAAGAUUUGUGGAGACAAUCAUGAAGGAUUUAUUAAUUCGGUCACUGCCUUUUUGGCACUCAAGCAAGACAAUACCUCUCUCAAACACUCGGUCAUCACACUCAACGACCAACUUCAAGACAGUGGUAAACGAUUCGUUGAAAAGGCUGAUCAGCUAUUCACAUGUAAACGCGAAAAAGAUAAUAUAAGAAAGACAAAAGAAAUCAUUAAUAAUUGUCAAUACGCAAUCUUGUUGGGAAUGAAGAUUGAAGAAUAUAUCAAAGAGAAACGUUAUUAUCUUGCAAUCAAAAAUAUGGAUCAAUUACAUAAUGUUUAUUUAAAACGUUUAAAAGAUUUCCAAUUUGCAAGAAAUAUGGAUCAAUCAUCAAAGAUUGGUAGAUUUGGUAUGAUUCAAUCUGCCAAGAAAUUGGAAAAGGAAAGAGAAAUCAAUCCUCUUAAAAUCAAGACAUCAUUUGGUGAAAGUGAAACUACUUGGGAUAAUAUCCUUGAUAUACCUGUAAAUGAUAAUCCAAGUAUUAUUGGUUAUUUAUCAACUACUACAAAUAGACAAGAAGCUUCAUCACCAUCUUUAAUUAAAAAGGAUGAUUUAGGUAAUGAUGAAAUUAGUCAAGUUUCACCAUUUGAUGAAGCAAAAAUAGAUUUCCAUCCAUUAUAUCAAUGUUUAUUUAUUUUUUCAAAUCUUGGAUUAUUAGAAGAAUUCCAAGCAUAUUAUACAAUGAAUAGAUUGUUACAAUUUAAUUUGGUGAUUCAACCAAAGGAGAUUGGACAAGUAUGGGAAAGUUUCUUACAACAAAUAGCAGGAUACUUUAUGAUUGAAAGUAAGGUAAUGGAUUCGACACACCCAUACCUCUCGAAAACCACUAUCAACGAUUGUUGGAAUACUGCAUUGGUUAAAAUCACCUCUCUCUUACAGGAAUUGGUUACUCAUUGUCAUGACACUCAAUCAUUGAUUGCAUUUAAAAAGUUUGUUUUGGUUUUCACCAAUACUCUUUCUUUUUAUUCGUAUCAUGUUCAACCAUUAUUCUAUCUAUUAGAGACUAUGAAGGAAAAGUAUUGUCAAUUUGCCAUCAAGGAAGGUGUCGAUUUGUUUACACGUAUAUUGGAAAACGAAUCAAAUAUCAAUCUAUAUAUCGAGACGAAACAAGAUUACGACACACUCAUCAAAUCAAACAAUUUGGACAAAAUCUAUGGUUCCGAUCAAGAAUCAUCUGAACAAAAAGAAAAAUCAAAAGAAAAGGAAUUAUUAUUAAAUACCAAUACUAGUAAUACUACAAGUCCUCUAUUUGAUCCAAUUUCAAAUCUAAAUAAUGAUAUUGAAGUUUUAUUACCAAAAUCAUUUGAAUUUUCAAAAUUGGUACCACAAUUUUAUACUUUGAUUAAAAAGUUUAUAUCAGAGUUUUACGAAUUUGCAGAUCAAUUGACAGAGAAUGAAAACUUUAUUAUUAGAUCGACCGAUACAUUGAUCAAAAAGAUCAAUGAAGUAUUACAUAACCACCUCACCCUAUCACAAGCAGUGCCACAGGUUUGUCAAUUGGUGAUCAACCUUCACCACCUAUUGCAUGCAUGCAACUUUUUCAAAGACUAUCUCAAUUCUCUUAUUCUUGGUGAUAAUAAGGGAGGCAUUGAAAACCUUUCACAAAAUGUCAAAGUUACUCUUUCCUCUUCCAACCAAAUCUAUACUACCAAGGGUAUUGGAGAGAAAUUAAUCAUCAAACUUUGUGAAAAAAAUAUUGAUGAUUUAAUGUCAUCUUCUGCUAAUAUUAAUUGGGCUCCAAAUGCUUCAGAUGAUAGACCAAGAGAAUAUGUUGAUGAUGUUUGUAUAUUUUUAGAUGUUACUAUACCAUUUGUAUUACCAUUAUCUCCAACAUUGAGAGAAGAAUUUAUGACAAAGUCAUUUAAAAAGAUUUCUGAAACUUUAUAUAAUAUAUUAUUUAGUGAAUCAAUUAAAAGAAUUAAUUUAAUUGGUGUAAAAUGGUUUAAUACAGAUUUAAAGAGAAUUGAAGAAUUUGCAAAGAUUAAAGCAAGUGAAAAGGAAAGAAACACGACAUCUAGUAGAAAUAUUGUUGGUUAUUUCUAUGAAAUCAGACAAGUUGUCAAUCUCUUAUUGUCAGACAACCCAGAAGAAUUUGCAGAUCCCAAAACAAAAUCUAGAAAUUAUAAUCUUAUCACCAACAUUCCACAAAUCAUUGCACUCUUUCAAAAAUACAAAGAAGAAUCAAGUCUUUUUGGUCAAACAUCUGGUAACCAAAGAAAUACAAAGAUUUCAAAUGCAAUUAAAAAGUUUAAGGAAAUGCAAUAA